Messenger RNA from Nelumbo nucifera (sacred lotus), 2606 nucleotides. Its product is annotated as Pentatricopeptide repeat (PPR) superfamily protein. The record is from RefSeq and is a predicted model, not a curated record. NCBI's taxonomy places the organism in Eukaryota, Viridiplantae, Streptophyta, Magnoliopsida, Proteales, Nelumbonaceae. Gene Ontology annotation, molecular function: protein binding.
AGGAUGGGCGUCUCUCUUUACCUUCAAGGCCCUUAACCGAUUUGAUUAUUUGAAGUCCAUUUCCUUCCCGGAACCGCUCGUACCUCAUCCUUAAUUCCUUAUCAUCUUACACAUCUAGUGCUAGAACUACACUACUACUAUUACACCAGUGAGACAGACAGAACGAGAUAUUCCGCCAUUGAAGCUCGUCUCAAAUCUUUCAUCUUACAUUUAAACUUUUCCACUAAGCUCGCGUUGUAGUUCAAGGUUGGCUGUUAUGGCUCUGAACUUGCUUUCUCCCUGGCAUCCUCGUUUCUCUCAUCCCUCUUCACCUCUCUCAAAAAUCUAUGCGGUUUCACCGAAUGGCAAAAGCGCUCUUUUGCUUCUCCUUUUAAGCAGAUGCAAUUAUGAAAUCUCUGCCUUUAGGCACCUCUGCUGCUCAAUCUCCUCCUCUUCGUCCCGCACGAAGAACUGCAGAACCCGAGCUUCUUUAAGCGAGAGAGAAAAUAUGGAGGCUGAAAACUCGGUUUCUGGGUUGUUGGAUGAUGAGUUACUGAGUCUUGUGUCAAGCGCAAAGGAUGCAAAUGAAGCCUUGGAGAUGAUUGCCGAGAAGUCUCAGAAAAAUGGAGGUGUUGUGGGGACUUCAGAUUGUUAUAUGAUUAUAACAGCUGCGUUUGGCCGAAACAAUGCCGACUUGGCAUUGUCAGUUUUCUCUGCCAUGCGUUCGAGCUUCGAUGAAGAGGGGGUUUUUAUAUGAAACAGGUAUUAGUGAGCAGGACACCGUUGAGAGAUGGAAGUGGUCAAGGCCAAAUGUACAAAUUUGCGCUUCAAUGGUUCAGGGUCUUGCAGCAUCAUUGCGGGUUACAGAUGCUAUUAGGACAAUAGGCGAUGCUUGUCGGGUGGGGGUUUCUGCUGGAGAGGAGGUGACUUUUGGGAAGAUUGUGAGAUGUCCCACUUGCAUGAUAGCAAUAGCUGUUGCACAACCUCAAAAUGGCAUUCAAAUUGCAACCUGUUCCAAGUGCCGCUACAAGUAUGAGCUUGUUUCUGGAGAUGUAGUUAGUAUUGAAUCAGAAGAAAUCAGCAUGGACAUUCCAGCAUGGGAACGAUGGUUAAGAUUCCUGCAAGUAAUGAAACAGAGCAUUCCUGCUGCUGUUCAUUCUAUUGUGGUUCAAACUCCUUCCAGAAAUGCUCGUACAUACAGGUUUGCUACAAAAACAGUGGAACUUCCUGCACAAGAAGGAGAAAGGAUAACCAUCUCUCUGGCAGCUCCUCCAAAUAUUUAUCGGGAUGUAGGUCCCCUUCGACUUAACCCAAAGGUUCCUGGUUUCAACCCUGGAGAGCCUAUUUGUCUGACAAACCACACAAAUGGACAGGAAUCACAGUUGCUAAGAGCCCCUAUAAAGAAUGGAAGUUUAUCUCUACUUAGUCCCUCUGUCCUCUUUCCUGCUCUUGUGGUGCUGGCUACUGGGGAUGCUGCAUCUGGGAUAAUAAAUCCCAGCUUGCCCCAGUUCAUUUUUGCCACUGCCGUUGCAUCGCUUGCCAUUGGAACUACUGUAAAUGGUUUAGUUUUGCCACAAUUGAGUCGGCUUCCUGAGAGAAUGGUUGAUGCAGUUGCCAUCAAGCAGCAACUUUUAUCUCAAUAUGAUGUACUUCAGGCCCGCAUUAAGGAUCUAAGAGAAGCCACUGAGAAAGAGGUUUGGAUGUUGGCUCGGAUGUGCCAAUUGGAGAAUAAAAUUUUAGCUGUGGGAGAACCUUCUUAUCGUGCUCGGAGAAGCAGAGUGCAAAGGGUACGUCAAAGUUUGGAGACUUCUAUAAUGGGACGGAUUGAGUUGAUUGAUAGCUAUGCAAGAAUAUCUUCAAUGAUUGAGAUUGAGGUAGAAAUGGACUCUGAUGUUCUUGCUGCUGAAGCAGUGAGUAAUGCGGAGAGUAUUGCAGAGCAGAUACAGCAAAUCAUGGAGCUAGAAAACCUUGAAGAGCGUUGGAGAAUGCAAGCAGAGGCUAAUGAUGAAGUGGAAAGGCUCCUCAGUUCUCAGCCUGUGCCUACAGAAUAGGUCUAGUAGCACAUAUACAAAGCAUGGUUUGCCAAUUUUCUUUACUCCGUAUUAGUUUCCAUGGGCGUAUUAGAACGCAUCACAUCCCAUGGCUAUUUUCAUGGUGCACCUCAUUGGUUUGCCCUUGGAGAUAACAUUGGCAGAAUCCAUUGAAAUUGAAGAUUAAUGGAAAGCAUUACCGCCAGAUUACUCUUCAAACCAUAGAGAAAAAUGCGCCAUAAUGAGUUGAUCAUGGAGAAAGGCAAGUAAUAGGCGGCAAUAAGUGGUAGAUUUCUUUCAAUGGGGCAUCUGAAGAUUGCUUUACUGGUUUGUCAGGUCACAUUGAUUGACCUAAUCUCUUCAUCAUCUUGUAUCAAUCACGAAGACAUGCUGGACCAUGGUUCCUAUGUAAACGAUGUUUUGUUGAUAUCGUGGCCUCAGCUGUUACUUUUUUCUUUUUUUUUUUUUUUUUCUCAGUAACAGCAUGCAUAUUUAUUCCAUGGAGCUGCUGGUGCUACAGCUUAUUGUAAUUUAAAAUUGUUACUAAAUCAUUUGAUGAUUUCCAAAGUCAGAUAUCAGAUAAAUCCUUUUUCUUUA